Cylicocyclus nassatus is the source of this 840-nucleotide messenger RNA. The record is from the annotation of a GenBank genome assembly. NCBI's taxonomy places the organism in Eukaryota, Metazoa, Nematoda, Chromadorea, Rhabditida, Strongylidae.
AUGAGAAGUUUCAAUCAUAUCUUCUUGUUACUCAUCGCAUUAGUGGUUUUCUGUGCUGUGAACGUUGCUGAAGGCGGAACUCUCAAGGAAUGGCUUAAGAAGCAUCCAGACCGCGUCAUAUGCCAGCGAGGUGCUCCAGAACUUAGUAUUCAGAAAAAUUGCGCUUUCCCGCCUCAGUCUAAAUUACACACAAAUUUGGAUUGUAGAUUACCGGACUGUGUCACCUUCGAGGAAGCUGCCCUUCUUGAACCUUUGUCUGUCGGUGUUCAUGCCUGUCGACGAGCGAACAUCGAAAUGGGACAAAGCAUCUUGGUGCAAGGAGCAGGACCAAUAGGAACGUUAUGUAUGAUGAUAGCAAAAGCAAUGGGAGCAACACAGGUGGUAAUGACGGACUUGGACCAAAAUCGCUUAGCACUUGCAAAGACACUUGGAGCUGACCAUGUUAUUUGUGUCAAAGGCAUGUCGUUGUUGGACGUUCAAGAAGCCGUAAUCGAUUGCUCACAAUGUGAACCCGAUGCGACCAUCGAAUGCACUGGAGCUCAGGCUUGCAUGGAGUCAUCUAUCUUGAGCACCCGCUCUGGAGGAGUGAUUGUUAUGGUUGGUCUUGGUGCGCCGCGGAUUGAUCUGCCUAUCAUAGACUCCUGUCUAAGGGAGGUGGACAUCAGGGGUGUUUUCAGAUAUGCGAACUGCUAUCCGACAGCAUUGAAUCUUAUCGCAUCAAGACGAAUCGAUUUGACAGGGCUCACAAAGGCGCAUUAUAAAUUAAAUGAAGCAGAGGAGGCCUUUCAAAGAGCACAAAUGGUGGACGUUAUCAAAGUCUUCAUUCACUGUCAAGAAUGA